AGAAUAUACCACAUCCAGUUCAAUCUAGUCAUGUCAGGUCUGGUUGAGUCUGACAAAUCGUAUAAAAGCGGGCUCCAAAUUCUACUCCAAAUCAGUUCUAGUGCUACCUCGGCCAACGAUACAAUCAUCAUGAAGUUUACUUACAUUUUCCUCGUCCUUGUGGUCAUCGUGCUCGUCUUGAGCGUGGCGGACGCACACGGCAACAAGAAGAGGAACCGCACCCGCGAUUUUUCUGGUGAGGACAAGAGGGAACAUGGUGAAGGACACCGUCAUAAUAGUACUAGAACCAGACGUCCGAGGUCGACCACGACUACCGCCGUACCUACGACGACCGCCGCACCAACAACGACCGCUGCACCAGUGCCUACUGCGUAAUCCACAACCAACACGACUACAAUAACCCCUGCAGGAAAGCAUGUUUGAUUAGAGUAAUUCCGAUUACCAAAUGAUGAUCGAGCUAUUCUUAACGGCAAAAACUGUUAAAAGUUCUAUCAUGAAAUAAACCCAGCUUACGAAUCCAUAA
Molecule: messenger RNA, 523 nt
Organism: Anopheles coluzzii
Lineage: Eukaryota; Metazoa; Arthropoda; Insecta; Diptera; Culicidae
Exons: 2
Coding region: 31-375 (114 amino acids)
Source: RefSeq, a predicted model, not a curated record